CCCCAAUGAAGCCUCGGGCACGCACCCAGGUACGUUUUCCAAGGCACGUACCUAGUCCUUCUACCCAUAUUCGCCGACCCAUAUUCCUCUUUCCACGGGCUUUGACACGAGCACCGAUAGACGUAACUAAGGCUGGGGACUGAGACUCGUCCACCGUUUGCCCCUGUGCCUAGAUGGACUCAAGUUGGGGUGAGCCCGCUCGACCACUACAUUAAGAUACUGCAGAAGCGCUACACAAUCGAGAUGGCCAAUCUGGAACGUCGGCACCGACGUCUGGUCGGCCGAAACAUCGACGAUGAGGUUGAUGUACCAGGACCUGUGGCUAUAGAAGGGAAGAGAGGUUUGAGAACACUACUCAUGUUUGAAGCGGGAUACUCGAAUUCCACUAGUCUCAGGCCAGGCAUCAAAGACCACAGACCAAGAAGCCAGAUUGCAGCAGACAAGUUCCCAAUUAAUACAGUAAGGCAAGAAUCAGCCGAAGCUAUGGCGCCAAGCUGGGUAAUCAGGGAACUUCGCGACCACGGUCGUUGGUAUUCGGAUGCGAAUGCACGUUUCAAGUUGCUGGUGCGAUAACUGAUAUUGCCUGUGCCGCUCAUCCAAACACUCAAGGCUGACCAUCUCUAUCCUAUCUACGCCCGACAGCUUUCAAG
Exophiala oligosperma is the source of this 650-nucleotide messenger RNA. RefSeq lists its product as uncharacterized. Lineage: Eukaryota; Fungi; Ascomycota; Eurotiomycetes; Chaetothyriales; Herpotrichiellaceae. Bases 244 to 573 code for a protein of 109 amino acids. The transcript is spliced from 2 exons. The record is from RefSeq and is a predicted model, not a curated record.